Messenger RNA from Paramuricea clavata, 546 nucleotides. Lineage: Eukaryota; Metazoa; Cnidaria; Anthozoa; Malacalcyonacea; Plexauridae. The record is from the annotation of a GenBank genome assembly.
AUGUGUGUUGCUGAAAUCAGCAAAUCUGUUCCGUUGAAUGAGGAAGAAGAGUCGCACGCCCUGAAAGUAUCAGACAUGGGUCCGGAUGGAAGGGGGAAAAUUCGGUAUCUUGGCGGAUGGGCAACGCAUAAGUUGUUGGAAAAGUCCCGAAGAUAUGUCGUGGAAAACAGAUAUUCCACGUCACGAGAAGUCCUUGAUAAGGUCAUCAAAGAAAUGAAGAAGAUCACUCUGUUAGAGGAUAACGUCGUUGUUUCGAGUCAGUUCAUGCAGGAAACCUCAGAAGUUCCAGAAAUCCUACAAGUUACUGAAUCAAGACAAUACCGAGAACGUGGGCUACUCAACAUAUCUGACUCAGCGUAUGAGUUUUUCCUACUCUUGGAACAACAUAGGAACGACCACAUCAAUUUCAAUCGACUUGCUCAGCUUGGAUCCGACUUGAUUGAUGAUUCUGUCGCCUCAGUUACCAGGAACGAAGUUGUACAAAAUAUGUUUCUGAAUCUUUUCUGGUUAGAUAAUGCAGAAGAAAGGGUAGGUACAGAAUCAUAA